AUGCCUGGAGAUUUCCUAGAGGUAAACGAACCACUCUACUAUGAACAACUGUUCAAGGAAUUUGGAAAAACCAAAGAAGAUGUAGAGGAUUUUAUAAAUAUUUUGAAACAAUGGGCCGAUUCUCAACCGCAUUUUCCAGAAAAACCAGCUCAUCACACAUUAAGAUUUGCCAUCCUCUACAACAAAUUCAGCAUAGAAAAGGCGAAGCAAAAGCUAGACAUGUAUUAUACGAUAAGAAACUUGAUGCCAGAAUAUUUUAGAACGAAUCCUUUCACUGCGGAAAUGGUAUUUCAAAGAAAAGUAUGGUUUCUAGUUCCUCUACCAAAAGUGACAGGCGACCACAUACGAAUACUCUAUCACAAAUUGAACCCGGAAUAUCUAGAUCCCAAAUACUUCAGCCAUGAAAAAUUUAUAAUCUUGUUCAUCCAGUUGGUUGAAUAUUUACUGAGAGAGGAUUUGUGUUUUCGGUUUCACUAUAUCUGUGAUUGUGCUGGUUGGAGCAUUGGGCAUGGUACCGGCAUGAGUCCAAUGGCACUUAAGAAAGCAACGGUUAUUUUAGAAAAAGUUUUCUCCAAUCGUUUGGCAUCAUUUUAUAUGGUAAACUUUCCACCAUUUAUGGAAACGAUCGUUAACUCUAUAAUAAAGCCAAUUUUGGUACCUAAAAUACGAAAUCGACUUAAAAUAUCUGCUAGUCAAGAUGUUCUGCUUGAAGUCUUUGGCAAAGAAAUAUUACCCACAGAUUUAGGAGGUGAAGAAAAAUCUGCUAAAGAAUUGAAUGAUAUGCUUUCGAAAAAAUACGAAGAACACAAAGACAUGUACCUCAAAUUGGAAAAACUCAGUGUAGACGAAACGUUACGACCAGCCAAACUUAGGAACGACGAUAUUCUAGGUUAUUAUGGAAAUUUUAAGAAAAUUAAUGUAGACUAA
Molecule: messenger RNA, 927 nt
Organism: Ceutorhynchus assimilis (cabbage seed weevil)
Lineage: Eukaryota; Metazoa; Arthropoda; Insecta; Coleoptera; Curculionidae
Source: the annotation of a GenBank genome assembly